UGGAAAGUUCGUCUUUCUGACCCCCCGAAAAAUUCCAAAGCGUCUUUCGCCGCUCAGAGAGCGCACAGCAUCACUCCGAAAGAUGGCGGAGCAGACGAGAUGAAGCUCGCGGAAAGAAACAGCUGUCCCCAACUAUAAUCCCUUUUGGAUAAGACGACCUCAAGAUGGCCGAUUACAAUCUGACGUCAGUAUCGGAGGUAGCGGACCCGACGGGCCACAACGGCAGCGGCACGUCCGACGCGAGCGAGCCGCUGCACUUCCGUAUGGUGACGGCGGUCGUCUACAGCGCGGUCUUCAUCGUGGGUCUCCUGGGCAACUCGCUGGCCAUCUUCGUGCUGAUCCGCUACGCCAAGAUGAAGACGGUGACCAACACGUACAUCCUGAAUUUAGCCGUAGCGGACGAACUCUACAUCCUGGGAAUCCCCUUCCUGGCCACCAACAGCGUGCUUUACUCUUGGCCCUACGGCGAUUUCUUCUGCAAGAUGUGCAUGACCGCCGACGCCAUGAGCCAGUUCAUGUCGACCUUUUGCCUGACGGUGAUGAGCAUCGACCGCUACCUGGCGGUGGUUCACCCCAUCCGCAGCGCCCAGUGGAGGACGCCGCAGGUGGCCAAGAUUCUCAGCGGCUUGCUGUGGCUGGUGUCAUUUCUGGUGGUGCUGCCCGUCACCAUCUACUCGCACGUGCAGGACGGCCUCAACACCUGCAACAUCACCUGGCCCGAGAUGCAGAGCUGGUGGUCCGUCGUGUUCAUCCUCUACACAUCCAUCCUGGGGUUCUUCGGACCGCUCUUCGUCAUCAGCAUCUGCUACUUGCUCAUCGUCGUCAAGGUCAGGUCAGCGGGCGUGCGUGCGGGUGUGACGAAGCGGCGCAAGUCCGAGCGGAAGGUGACACGCAUGGUGGUGAUCAUAGUCCUGGUCUUUGUACUUUGUUGGAUGCCCUUCUUCACGACCAACAUCGUCAACCUGGUUCACAUCAUCCCAGAGAACAACGCCACGGUGGCCACCUACUUCUUCUUAGUCAUCCUCACCUACGUCAACUCCUGCGCCAACCCGAUCCUCUACGGCUUCCUCUCGGACAAAUUCAGACAGAGCUUCCAAAUGGUGCUCUGUUUCCACAAACCCGCCCCGGUUGGCGCUGCAGAGCACAGGGUAGCGCAACGGGACGCAACCCAGGACACCCCAAGAGACAACCGGGAUCUUCUUUGCCAGGCCAGCCAACCUCACCACAAUGGAAAUGCGCCAAACAUCCAGUGCAUCCAGACGGCGGCCGUUGAAAAACCUGACAACGAGCCUCUAACUGCCCUGCCCUGCUCAAUGGAUGUGGCACCAUUUUGCCGCGGAACUCAAGCUGACUAAAAUUCAACCGUCCAUUAUUAUUGUGCUUAUCAGAGAUGCUGCGAGGAUUACAUUCAAUGGACCUUUCCGACCUGUCAAUCACUCGUACAAUUAUAGCCAAUCAGAUAGCCGCAUUGAUUUAACACCUGGCUUGACACGCCCCUCUCGCCGUAUUGUCCCACAAGGAAUGCCGGUUGUCAGUAGCAGGCGCUUGGAAAAGUUAAUGUUACGAAGAAAAUGGUCCUCAGAUGCGCUUGGGGAACGUGCAAUUCUGAUGAAAGAUAUCCGGCUGGGUUGCAAGGGGCCCACUUGAUUCAUUUUCCAACACCUAAAACAGAGUUGACGAAGUGUCUACGAUGGAUUAAGGCUCGCGGAAAUGUCUAUUUGCAUUGCAUCGGACUUUUAAAACAGAGCACUGGGUUCUAUUAUGAGCCAAGUCCACUCACUCGUAAAGACUACAAUGAUAUUACUCGUGAUCUUUCUAAGUAAAAAGUACUCACCCUGCUUUACGCGCGCAGUACGAUUUCACUAUUUUAUCCUGUUGGAUUUCAAUAUGAAGUUUGUGAGGCGUCAAACUUUUUUUGCAUUGAUGGCCAACGUUUUGCUGUAAAUCUGACAUUGCGUCCAACUCCGUCCAAAAUCGUAAUCCCGCGUAAAUUCCUUGCGUGAAAUAGUUGAGACCCCUCUUUAGAACUCUCUUGGACAAGUCCGACGCAUUUGCCAAAAAACAUACCCCAAUGUUAUCUGGAAUACGCGGUAGAGAAUCGACUUUAAACACGUUUUGUUCAGUUUUUGUUAGUUUGUGGGACAUGGCUAAGGGGGCGGAGCUUAAGAUUGCCAUCGGAAAGGUCCAUUAUGGAGAACCUCUGCAAAAUACAAGACGUGGUCAUUUUUAAAACUCGAUUAAUCUUCAAAGAGUUCAAAAAACUUCAUGUCCUUUUUUUUUUUUUUUUUUUUCAAACUUGAUAUUACUCAUUAGAAUAAGGGGAAUUAAUCCAUGACCAAAAGCAGUAUUUUUGUUUGAUGUUCAUUUGUCGUGGUUUUACAUGUGAAGGUUUUCGGGAAAUAAUGUGUAAGUGUUUCCUCUCCAGCUAGAGCAAUACAUAUUAAUACGGUGACGCGACAAAGAUGACAACCUUUUUUGUCAAAAUGAAACUGCUCAACUCAGGUCAACGUAUUUUUCGUGGCGCCAAGAUGCCGCCAAAGAACUAUUUUUGUCUAAACGAAAUGCCUCGCUUCACUUCAACAUAGUUCCUUGCGCACCCCGAUCCCACAAGAUGCUGGCAUGGUGCUAUUUUUUUUUUUUUUUUUAAUCAAAACCAAACAACUCAUUUCAACAUAGUCCUGAUUAAUGAUGUUUGUGCCCUGCUUGAAGCUUAGGUUAUGACAUUUUGUUUUCAUCUUUUUUUUUUUGCUGCAAGAAUAGUAUAUAUAACCUUAGGAUUAAAAAUGAAAAAAAAAAUCUCCCAAACAAAAAAAAACAUUAUUUAAUCUAAGUAAUUAAUCGGUGCAAAAACUAAAUUUGGAUAUUCCAGUCAACUUUUUCAAUGCAAAAUAUAUAAUGUAGGAGUUAUCAUUCUCAUCGCGAUAUGUGAUCAAUAUGUGAUGUCCUCUAAAUCCCAGUGUUGAUCUGAAAACAACCGAAAUAUUAAAUUGUCUUGUAACCCUUCUGUUGUCACUUUUUGGUCAAAUAUUUUCAUUUUUUUCCAUAAAUCAUCACAUUGAUGUUUUUGGCUACAUAAACGUUUGCACAUUGAGUAAAUUAAUGAUGCUGAAUUUCUUUUGGAAAGACCUCGACUGACUCAAACAAGUGCUGUAAUAAAUGAUAAUAAAGUGUCACAGUUUUAUUA
Syngnathoides biaculeatus (alligator pipefish) is the source of this 3184-nucleotide messenger RNA. RefSeq names its product somatostatin receptor type 5-like. NCBI's taxonomy places the organism in Eukaryota, Metazoa, Chordata, Actinopteri, Syngnathiformes, Syngnathidae. The transcript is spliced from 4 exons. The record is from RefSeq and is a predicted model, not a curated record. Gene Ontology annotation, molecular function: somatostatin receptor activity; neuropeptide binding. Gene Ontology annotation, biological process: neuropeptide signaling pathway; cellular response to glucocorticoid stimulus; regulation of insulin secretion. Gene Ontology annotation, cellular component: membrane; neuron projection. Bases 165 to 1355 code for a protein of 396 amino acids.